Molecule: messenger RNA, 1204 nt
Organism: Salmo salar (Atlantic salmon)
Lineage: Eukaryota; Metazoa; Chordata; Actinopteri; Salmoniformes; Salmonidae
Source: RefSeq, a predicted model, not a curated record
GGCGCUUGGGAGGCAGUGGCGCAGAGAGAUUAGCUUUAGGUACCAGCACCGGAGGAGACCAGAGAGUGAUGUGAUCUGAUACGGGUAGCUACGGGAGGACUCGCGCUUAAAAAGCUGGAGUCACUUCUCUGUCCUAUAUCAGUGUCGUCGUUGAAGUGUCGUCGUGGCAUAGAAGCACGAUUGUCAAACGCGUUGACCUCUUGACCCCUCGUCAGUCAUGAUGUCCGUCCACACCCCCCCUCUCUCCCGCAGUGGCUCCUCCCCUUCCUCUGUCGGCCUGGCCAAUCGCAGCGGUCCCCCUGCCGCCCCUCCCACCUCCCUCAGCCUGCGCUCCUCCUACAAUCAACUCCUGGGUUGUGAUGUUAUAAAGGAGUCCCCUACUGCCAUGGAAACGGGGAGUUCUGCCACUUUACCCAAGAGCCGCCAUAGAUACGCCAUGACUAGCGUGUGUAGCGCCAUGGGCCUGAGCGACACCCUCGCACCUCCCGCCCAAAACCAGCCCCCCACCGGUGGCAAGCGCCUCCCCACCAAGUCCUCUUCAUCCUCUGCUCUUUACUCCUCCUCCUCUUCCUCAUUCUUCUCCACCAACCCCAAGCUGGCGAAGAAUGGUGCCAACCUGCAGAGGAAGGCCGAGACCCAGCAACAGGAGCAGAGUAAGACCAACACAGAGUUCAAAGGGCAGGAUGAUAUCAUCACCCCCAUACACAGCUCUGAUUGGCUGGAGGGGGAGAAAGACAACUCCCAGGCCCCACCCCCAUUCUGUCGGAGGACCAAGAGUUUUCUGGAGUUCCGUGAGAAGGAAGUGGACCCUCCUAGUUUAGAAAACAAGGAAGAAGAAUGUCCCAACAAGGAAGAAGAGGAAGAUCAGGAAGAGGAUGAGAAGCACUCCUGCCCUGAGAAAGAUCAGGUCAGCCCGGAUAAAGAGAGAGAGAGACCUGAGGAGGAAAAACAGACCCCAAAACGGGAGGAUUACAUAGAGGAAGAGGGUGCCACUCCAACUGCUAAUCAGUCUUUGCUACAGGGGGCACAAUCUCCCCCCAUCUCCCCCCAAAACAACCUUAACUGUGCCCAGGAGAACAAGAUUCAGUGUUUUCCCCCUCCCCAGGGCAGAAAGGAGGCCUUAAACCAGGCCCAGGAUCACCCACCCAGGGUUGAGACGCCCCCAAACCCUCCCGGAGUGCCCAGGCCCCCCCGCCCAGGGUGA